Podarcis muralis (Common wall lizard) is the source of this 1198-nucleotide messenger RNA. NCBI's taxonomy places the organism in Eukaryota, Metazoa, Chordata, Lepidosauria, Squamata, Lacertidae. The record is from RefSeq and is a predicted model, not a curated record.
CCAUCGCUGAUCUACGGGGAGGGAAAGCAAAUGUGAGAAAAGCCCAAAAUAUAUAUAUAAAAAAGCUUUAAAGCCACAUUCCAUCGCCGAGAGACCCCAGAUUGUUCCUUCCACAUGAAAGUAACACGGCGAGGAGGCCUUGCUGGGCCUCCUCCGCCUCCACGCGCACGAAAAAGGGCGCAGAGCGAUCCUGAAAGCCGGCGCAAAACAGGUCGGCAAAGGAGGAGGCGCGGCGGAACCGAAACCUCCCGAGGAGGAGGAGGAGAAGCGAAGCCCGCGAGCGACCUUCGGGCCUGGACCCCGAAGAACGAGGCCUUGUCGGGCGAGGGCUCCCUCCUACCCGCCCGCCCGCCCGCCCGCCUGAGCCGGGUCUCCCCGGCCUGGGAAGAGGGCGGCGUUCCUCGGCUGUGGAGACUGCGAGGCGGAAGCCAUGGCCGCCAAACUGCGAGGCAAGAUAGGGCGGGCAGGCGGAGAGAGCCGAGCCGGCCCGGGAAGCCGGCGCUUACCUCAGCCCGGUUACCUCAGCCCGGUCGCCGUUGCCGCCGCCGCCGCCUUCUUCUCGGCCAGGUGACUCGUCCUCAUCUGUGGAAAUGGCCCGGGCGAGAGAGAGGCGGAGGCCGGGAGAAGCCGGAGGGAAGGAAGCGGCGCAACGAGGGAGGAGUUUCCUCCGCCUCCGCCGCCGAGCGAGAGAGCGAGGCCGAGGGGAAAGCGAAGGAGGCCGCGCGCCUCACAGCGCCGCCCCGUUUCCCUCACGGAGGGAAAGAAGGCAAGGCCGAGAGUUGCGCUCUUCCCUCAGCGCGGCGGAACCCACUUUGACACACUUCAUAUUCAUUCAUUAAAUAUUAUUGAUAUUUAUAAAUUGAUAUUUAUUGAUUUAAUGCCUUUAACCGUCAUUCAAGAUGUGUUUGUGCCCCGCCAGGCGCCCGCUUCUCACGGAGGGAAAGAAGACAAGGCCGAGAGUUGCGCUCUUUUCCUCAGCGCGGCGGAACCCACUUUGACACACUUAAUAUUCAUUCAUUAAAUAUUAUUUAUAUUUAUAAUUGGAUAUUGAUUUAAUGCCUUUAGACGUUAUUCGAUAUGGGUUUGUGCCCCGCCAGGCGCCCGCUUCUUCAAGGCCGAGAGUUGCGCUCUUCCCUCAGCGCGGCGGAACCCACUUUGACCCACUUAAUAUCCAUUCAUUAAAUAUUAUGGAUCUUUA